AUGAUCUUGUGUAAUAUAGGCGGAUUUAGCGUUCGAUUGCGUGAAGAACACGAUUUUAGUUGGUUUAAUGAACAUUUUACGCAUCCAUUCUGUAUCUUUGACCAGCAAGAUUCCGGCAAUUUAUCGUUUGGUUCUAUUGAUAUCCAAUCUAGUCAACGCGUUUUUGUUAAAUACGCAGGCGUACGUCCUGAGCAUUUCGACGGUGACUGCCAAGAAGCAAUAUCGCGUCUUCGUCGAGCAGUUAAAGUCUAUACAGAUCUUCAACCGCAUGAACAUCUUAUUCCGAUAAUUCAUUCAUUUUCAACGCCACACGGUUUUACUGUAGUUUAUCCAUGGUUCGAAAAUAGCGAAUGCCUUCAUCCACAUUGGUCCUAUCCACCACCAGCAAAAUAUACCGAUGUUCGAUCACCUUUCUAUCGCUUCCGGCAACUUCCACUCAAACAACGUUUAGCUGCACUGGAUGCUAUUUUUACUCUACUCGAGUAUGCUGAUCGUCGUGGUUACGUGUCAAUUGAUUUCUAUGACGGCAGUAUUUUGUACAAUUUUCAAACAAAUGUACUUAAGAUAUGUGAUAUUGACUUUUUCGAACAAAUACCCUGCCAACCACAUCAACCACCAUGGGGCUCUGCUCGUUAUUUAGCACCGGAAGAGAAUCAACCAGAUGCAGUACUCGAUCAUCGAACGAAUAUUUUUCGAAUGGGUGCUUGCGCUUUUGGUUUGCUUGGUGGCGAACUUGACCGUUCUUUCUCAUGUUGGGAUGCAAAUGAAGAUUUGUACACUAUAGCUCUAAAAGCUGUUGCACCAAAUCCACUUGAGCGUCACCAACAUGUAACAGAGUUUCUGAGCGAAUGGCAAACUGCUGUUUCUUCCUUAAACAACAACUCGUAA
Messenger RNA from Adineta ricciae, 888 nucleotides. Lineage: Eukaryota; Metazoa; Rotifera; Eurotatoria; Adinetida; Adinetidae. The record is from the annotation of a GenBank genome assembly.